Molecule: messenger RNA, 876 nt
Organism: Angiostrongylus costaricensis
Lineage: Eukaryota; Metazoa; Nematoda; Chromadorea; Rhabditida; Metastrongylidae
Source: the annotation of a GenBank genome assembly
AUGUCUGACCACAUUGAAGAAUCCGAAGAUAACGAAGGUCUGUUCAAGGACACGUUCGAUGAGGAUACGCUUACUCAGCUGAGCAGCUUAAUCGCUUCCGGUCGGGGUGUUCGUUUGGAUGAGACACCGGCGUUUAACAUGCGACUCAUUGCCGAGGUGAAGUCACGGCGAUACCUCUACGAUCACACCGAUGAGGGAUACAAUCUGAUUCCAUGGCGAAACAAUGCGUGGGUUGAAAUCGCGGACGCGCUCGACUCUUCCCCUGAACAUGUAAAGACUCGAUGGAAGACAUUGCGUGAUCGCUUCAAAAAAGAAGAGAAGAAGGAAAAGGUCACGGGUAAGCCGGCUACUUGGAUCUUCCAGAAACCGCUACGCUUCAUACAAACCACACCUAGAGAUCGUUCUUCUGAUGAUAUUUGUGCUCUGGUUAAAGAUGAGCCAGAGAAUACGCAUAUAUCACCAAUGGAAACAGCGAUUUCGUUCAUCAAGCAGGAAAUAGAUCAGACUUCAGAAGCAGCAAUCGAGCCACCAAGCACUGAUAUCGGAACGAAUUCGCCGUCAGUAACUCCGCUGUCCUACCAAGACUCCUUCGAUCCUCCGCCUGAAAAGAGUGCACGUCUAAGUCUAGCAGAUCAGGUCCUUCCGAUUCCUCCAAGUCGGUAUCUUGCUCCUCCAAUUUGGCAACGAAUCGAGGACGAAGAGGACGAAAUAUUUGGCCAUCUCGUAGCUCUUCGACUUACGAAACUCAGUCCAAAAGUAAGGGAAAUAGCUAAGAUUUUCUUCUGCGAUCAAUUCAUUACCGAUAUCGAAGAUGUUCAGAUGCGGGUAAUGCAAGUUCUCUUCGAGGAGCAGUUUGGUGCUCAACCAUCAAUGUGA